Coprinopsis cinerea okayama7#130 is the source of this 264-nucleotide messenger RNA. RefSeq lists its product as hypothetical. Bases 1 to 264 code for a protein of 87 amino acids. The transcript is spliced from 2 exons. Lineage: Eukaryota; Fungi; Basidiomycota; Agaricomycetes; Agaricales; Psathyrellaceae. The record is from RefSeq and is a predicted model, not a curated record.
AUGCCUUCCGAGAAGUACACAGUUGCUGGCCCGAAGAACCAUUACAUUCUUCUUUCCAUUGAACCUCCUACGAACGACGCUCUUAGCGUACGAAAAGCCAUCGCAGAUUCGCUGGCCGAGUCCUUUGGAGAAACAAGCAGCGCGAUCCCAGUGGAUGUUAUGUCGAUUGCGGAGAACGGGGAAGAAAUGGUGGUCAGGGCACACAUAGAGUGGGGAGAUGUAGGAUGCACCGAAGAUCCUGGCCUCUGUGAUUACAUCUUCUAA